Molecule: messenger RNA, 1416 nt
Organism: Penicillium macrosclerotiorum
Lineage: Eukaryota; Fungi; Ascomycota; Eurotiomycetes; Eurotiales; Aspergillaceae
Product: FAD-binding oxidoreductase
Exons: 3
Coding region: 1-1416 (471 amino acids)
Molecular function (GO): oxidoreductase activity; FAD binding
Source: RefSeq, a predicted model, not a curated record
AUGGCGGGAAUUACUGCAGCUGCCGUGGAGGCGCUUCGAAGUCGGUUGGCUACUGCGCACAUCCAUACUCCUGGCUCGGACGGCUACCUGGACAGCCUCGUCCGAUGGUCAGACACGGGAAUGAAACAUGCAGGCGUUGUGAUUCAACCGAUUGAUCCCACUGAUAUUGGCACCGCCUUGCUGUGGGCUCAAGAGUAUGCAGUGGACCUGGCGGUCAAGGGCGGGGGCCACUCCACGGCCGGCACGAGCUCUAGUGACGGGGGACUGGUGAUUGACCUGUCGCAGAUGAAGCAGGUCUCCGUGGAUUCUACCCGCAAAACCAUCACGGCGCAAGGGGGUGCGACCUGGAAAGAAGUGGACGAGGCGGGCGCGGCGCGCGGCCUGGCAACUGUCGGAGGUACUGUCAAUCACACCGGCGUGGGCGGGCUAACGCUGGGCGGCGGAUAUGGCUGGCUCAGUGGUCAAUACGGCUUGACAAUCGAUAAUCUGCUGUCGGCGCGCGUAGUGCUCGCUGACGGUCGCCUGGUCACGGCCUCAUCCACUGAACAUCCCGACCUUUUCUGGGGCCUUCGUGGCGCCGGAUACAACUUUGGAGUGGUGGUGGAGUUCACUUACCAAGCAUAUGAGCAGAGGAGCUUGGUAUAUUCUGGCAUGCUGGCAUUCUCGCCGGACAGACUCGAAGUCGUGAUCGAACAGCUGAACGUGACACUGGCACAGCCUGACGCGCGCUCCGGGGCCAUGUGUGUCUUUGCCCAAGCGCCGGAUGGAUCAGGACCCAUGAUCAUCGUGAUUUGCUUCUAUAAUGGCUCUCGCGACGAAGGAGAGCGCCGAUUUGCCGGAUUUCUGGCUCUGGAGCCCUUACUGAACACUCUCGAUAUGAUUCCUUACCCGAUGGUCAAUACGCUACAGAACCCGCAGGCGACAUAUGGCGACCGCAAGUCAUUCAAGGGAAUCUUUUACGAGCCACCUUUGGAGCCACAGUUUAUACGGACAGUGUUCGACGAUUUCAUGGCCAAAGUCCGAAGUGAGGCCGACCUGAUGCCAUCUGCGAUCAUCUUGGAGUUCAUUGACAUGCGCAAGAUCUGCCAAACCCCCUUGUCGGCGACUGCUCUGGCCAGUCGGAACUUGACUCAGAAUGGAAUCAUCUAUCUUCGAUGGACUGACAAGACCAAAGAUCUCGAACAUAGGGCGUGGGCUCGUGAGAUUCAAGCCAAAUGGAAGGCAGAGUUGGAUGCGCGGAAACAGCCCCACGCUGCCGGCGAGAAUGUACCACAAUACAUCAACUAUGCAGAACCCGGCGACUCGGUGGUGCCCAACAUAUACGGCGAGAACCUCGCCCGUCUUCAGACCGUCAAGGCCGAGUAUGAUCCUACAAAUGUGUUCCGCAAUAUGCACCCUGUCCCACUUCCGAAAUAA